Messenger RNA from Hevea brasiliensis (rubber tree), 745 nucleotides. RefSeq lists its product as uncharacterized. The record is from RefSeq and is a predicted model, not a curated record. NCBI's taxonomy places the organism in Eukaryota, Viridiplantae, Streptophyta, Magnoliopsida, Malpighiales, Euphorbiaceae. The transcript has 4 exons. The coding region runs from base 39 to 506 and encodes 155 amino acids.
AAAAACCAAAUUCACAUACGGAGAGUAUUGAAGGGAAAAUGAAGAAGACUGGAAGCAGAGGAAGGCUAUCAAUGGAAGAGAAUAUUGAAGAAGAAGAAGAAAGUUCAAGAUUUGACAUAGCCACAAUUCAAGCUAAAGAAGAAGAGAUUGAGAGGAAGAAGAUGGAGGUUAGAGAGAAAGUUCAACUUCAAUUAGGCCGUGCAGAAGAAGAAGCUAAACGCUUAACUCAAAUUUGGGAAGAGCUUGAAGUGCUGGUUGAUCCCAUGAGAAAAGAAGUUGGAUUUAUACGCAAGAGGAUAGACAUGGCUAAUAAAGAACUGAAGCCACUGGGACAGAGCUGCCAAAAGAAGGAGAAAGAAUAUAAAGAAGCACUAGAAGCUUUUAAUGAAAAGAACAAAGAGAAAGCUCAACUAGUUACCACAUUAAUGGAGCUGCUGACUGAGAGUGAAAGAUUAAGGAUGAAGAAACUGGAAGAACUGAGCAAGAAUGUAGAAUCCAAACCUUGACAUGUCUAUUUCAUCACACCAAUCAUUUUUCUAAUGUGUGGUUUUCCUUGAAUAAAGAUGUGUUUGGAAGUAGCCAAAAGUAUAUGGUCAGACUAAAAUUUAUCAUGAUUUAUUUUUACAAUUAGAAAAUAGAAUUUUGUUUUGCAUAAUAACAGAAAACAUUUGCACUCCAUGCAAUGCAUAGCCUCAUGUACCAUUUCAAUUAAUUGAUUCUAUUUUAAUGUAUUACAAGUCAAUUA